AUGACCCGAAACUCUAUCGUGAUGGAGAAAUCGGUGGAACACUUUAAUGAGACGGUCGUUAUAAAGAUGACCCAUCCACGUCGUAUUCACAACCCUGGUGACAAGCGAUUCUUUGGCGGCAAUCCAAUACGUCCUCCGUACUUGACUGAAAGUGAGCGUCUACGAUUUAUUCGGGCGGCCUACCAACUAUGGAGUCUGAAUCUCCUUGAUUCUAAAUCACGGCAGCUGAAAAUAAGAACGCUCAAAUACAAAGACCUGUACACGCUCAUGGAUUUAGGGCGAUUCCAAUUCUGGGCAGAUGGGGUAUUGAUCCUUGACAAAGAAUGUAUGGAGAUUGAAAAGGUGGACCCGGGACGGUUCGAGCAUAUUAGUCUUUUCGACUUUUCUGAAGCCGACACACGCAUCCUUGCGGAAUUCUAUCAUGAGGGAAGAACCCGUGUCUUUUGGGAGAAAGAUUGUGGGUGGAUGGGCUGUGUUGCUAUCUGGGAGAAUUGGAUUGAGGAAUUUAAAGACUCGGUGGUGGAUGGAUUAAAGGGAGAUGAACUAAUUUCCGAGAUUUGGUAUGAAACUUCUGACGAAGAGUUGAUGGGUGAGUGA
Messenger RNA from Penicillium daleae, 597 nucleotides. RefSeq lists its product as uncharacterized. The transcript is spliced from 2 exons. NCBI's taxonomy places the organism in Eukaryota, Fungi, Ascomycota, Eurotiomycetes, Eurotiales, Aspergillaceae. The record is from RefSeq and is a predicted model, not a curated record. Bases 1 to 597 code for a protein of 198 amino acids.